GACCAAAUAAAAAUGGUUCUAGAUUGAUGAUGGCGUGUGAGAGAGCAAAAUACGCUUUUGAUUAUUUGCCGCCGCAAGCAAAGGGGGGUCACGUUCCACUAACUUUCAAGAUUCAACAAAACCCACUCUUGUGUUUCCUUUUUUUAUAUUUCUUCAUAUUCCUCUUUUUGUGUUAUCUUUUUCAAUAAACUAAUCUUCUGUAAGAAGAUAAUCUCCAGGAAAAAAGAUUUCUUUUUACAAAAAAAAAAAAUAAAGAUUCUGUGAGAAGAAGUCUUUUUGGGUUUUCAACAACCUCCAGGUUGAAUAUAUAUGCUUUGGCACUUAGUAACAGUGGCUUUUAAAUUCUGAUUUUUGAUUAUUUUCUUCUCAAGAAGAUUGGGGCUUGUGCUACAGAGUUUUGCAAUGAACAGAGGGAAUAAAAGUAAUCAGCAACCUUCAUAUAUCGCUGAUCAUUUCAGCAGCUUGGAUCAGGUGAUAACUUCUUUGAGAGAAGCUGGACUUGAAUCUUCAAAUCUGAUUCUAGGAAUUGACUUUACCAAGAGUAAUGAGUGGACAGGAAGAUAUUCAUUCAAUAGAAAAAGCCUUCAUGCCAUUGGUAAAAGACAGAAUCCAUAUGAGCAAGCAAUAUCUAUAAUUGGUCGUACUUUGUCUCCCUUUGAUGAAGAUGAUCUUAUACCUUGUUUUGGUUUUGGCGAUGCAACAACACGCGAUCAAUAUGUAUUCAGCUUUUAUCCCGAGAACAAAAGCUGCCAAGGAUUGGAAAACGCUGUUAAACGAUAUAGAGAGAUUGUUCCACAUUUGAAGUUAUCUGGACCUACCUCGUUUGCACCGGUUAUUGAUGCUGCCAUCAACAUAGUUGAGCAGAAUAACAUGCAAUACCAUGUUCUCGUCAUUAUUGCAGAUGGUCAGGUUACAAGGAAUCCAGAUGUUCCACUUGGUCGACUUAGUCCACAGGAAGAAGCUACUAUGAACUCUAUAAUGGCAGCUAGCCAUUAUCCAUUGUCAAUCGUCUUGGUUGGAGUAGGAGAUGGACCAUGGGAUACAAUGAAACAGUUCGAUGACAAUAUCCCUCACCGUGAGUUCGAUAACUUCCAGUUUGUAAACUUCACAAAGAUAAUGUCGGAGCACAAAGAUGCGGCUAAAAAGGAGGCUGCUUUUGCACUUGCAGCUCUCAUGGAGAUCCCUUUUCAGUACAAGGCUACAUUAAGUCUCAAAAAACCAGAGCGCAGUUCUUAUCUGCACCAUAAGCCACUCCCGCCACCACCGGAGGUUAUAGAGCGUGACAAUGCUAUUAGAUCGGUGCCACAUCCUAUGACAGAAACUGCAGAGAAAAGUGACAGAACAGGUCCUGCUACAGCGCCGGUAUGCCCGAUUUGCUUAACGAAUCCAAAGGACAUGGCUUUUAGCUGCGGUCAUACGACAUGCAAGGAAUGCGGCGUGGUUGUCACAACAUGCCCAAUGUGCAGACAGCCUAUAACAACAAGGAUAAGGCUGUACACUUGACUCAGUAAAACUCUGGGAAACUCAAGGACGCUAGAGAUGAGGCAAAAGACAUAUGGUUAACUGGUUACGCACUUGAGAUUCAUGUUCAUACUUGUGUAGCACCUUGUACAGUCCAACCAUAAGAAAAAUAAUACCUAAAUCUUGAGUUGUAGUUCGUAUGUAUUUGCAGUGGCCGUGAAGUUCUAUGAAUUUAA
This is a messenger RNA of Camelina sativa (false flax), 1697 nucleotides long. The record is from RefSeq and is a predicted model, not a curated record. Lineage: Eukaryota; Viridiplantae; Streptophyta; Magnoliopsida; Brassicales; Brassicaceae.